Molecule: messenger RNA, 954 nt
Organism: Aspergillus uvarum CBS 121591
Lineage: Eukaryota; Fungi; Ascomycota; Eurotiomycetes; Eurotiales; Aspergillaceae
Product: alpha/beta hydrolase
Exons: 2
Coding region: 1-954 (317 amino acids)
Biological process (GO): mycolate cell wall layer assembly
Molecular function (GO): acyltransferase activity, transferring groups other than amino-acyl groups
Source: RefSeq, a predicted model, not a curated record
AUGUGUGUUUGGUCGAUGACUGAUCUAGUCUACCCCCGGAUCCCCCCUUACAAGGGCCGCUGGCACCCGCCCGCCGCAUUACUGGAUGCCUACAACCACAUGUGGAUUGACACCGACGUAUGGGCAUUACCCUCGGAGAUCCAAUACGCCCUGUACUCGCAACCGACCCGCGGACCCGGCGCCCAGGGAAGUUACCUGGUAGUCCUGCCGCCGGGCUACUCGGACACUGACCUCGAGGGGCCGCGGUACCCGGUUCUCUACUGGCUGCACGGCGGGUUCUCCUGCUCGCGACACGCGGAAUGGUCGCUGCGCUUCUACUCCCGGAAGAUGGUACUCGGCAAGAUGCCCCCCUGCAUCUUGAUCGCCGCGCAGGCCCUCCCCAAGGGCCGCUGGAUCAACAGCUACGACGGCGCGCGCCCGCUGGGCGACAUCAUGCGCCGCGAUCUCGUGGCCGCCGUCGACGAGCGGUACCGCACGAUCCGGCACCCCUCGGCGCGGUGGCUGGAGGGCCACUCGGCCGGCGGCUACGGGGCGUGGAAUCUGGGGUUGAAGUACCCCGAGGUCUUUGGCGGGGCGCUGAGUUCCCUCGCCGGCAGCUUUCGGACCAAGCUCGCAGAUGAAGGGCGGGAGGUGACCUACGAUACGUAUAAUGGCAGUCAGGCGUUUUUCACGGCGAAUCAUGCGUUGACGCUGUUGGAGAGGCAGUUGGAGCAUGUGAAGCGGGAGAAGACGGAGUUGCGGUUGUUGAUUGGGGGGGAGGAUGUGCGGCUGCGCGAGGCGCAUGAGCAUAUGUGGGAGACGCUGACGGCGUGGGGGGUUGAGUUUGGGAAGGCCAUUGUCCCCGGGGCGCCGCAUACGGCGGAGGACGUGCUGGGAGGGUUGAAUGAUGCGGGGUUGCAGUUUUGGUGGGAUGCUAGAGCCAAGGUGGUCGAGGAGAAGGAGAAGUGGUUGUGA